This is a messenger RNA of Tupaia belangeri chinensis (Chinese tree shrew), 2870 nucleotides long. Its product is annotated as two pore calcium channel protein 1-like. Gene Ontology annotation, biological process: monoatomic ion transport; transmembrane transport. Gene Ontology annotation, molecular function: monoatomic ion channel activity. Lineage: Eukaryota; Metazoa; Chordata; Mammalia; Scandentia; Tupaiidae. Gene Ontology annotation, cellular component: membrane. The transcript has 19 exons. Bases 31 to 2340 code for a protein of 769 amino acids. The record is from RefSeq and is a predicted model, not a curated record.
ACCCCCAUCCCGCGCGCAGCCUCCGCCGCGAUGCCCCGGGCCUCCCGAGCCCCCGGGGUGCACCGCCUGGACCCGCAGUUCUCGGAGGAGCCGCCCUCCCAGGAGGAGCUUCUCCUGGCGGCUGCCUACGUUUCUGAUGCCCAGUACAACAGAAACGUCCCCUUCGAAACCUCGCCUCAGGCCAUCAGACUUUACUAUGUUUAUAACCACUGGACAAUGCGAGCCGCCACAUACUUCUUUAUCGGAGUAGACCUUUCUCUCGCCCUGUUUGAGGACCCUGCGUUGUUUUCUUUACCUUUCUUGGCCACCUCAGUAGCGGAAGUUCUCUGCCUGACUGCAUUCUUUGGGAGACUCGUGCAUUUUGCCAAAGUCACUCCUCAAAGGGUCUUUUGGAAGGAUACAAAAAACAUCUGCAUCAUGGUAACCAUAGCGUUGACCUUGGCUGAUCUCAUUAUCUACGGGUCCCUGGAAGCUGUUCACAUCCACGGUGUUCGAUGGUCAAGGGCCUUAAGGCCAGUUUUCCUAAUUAACUUGCCUGAAAGUCGCCAGAUCCGAAGGGCUUUCCGCAGCAUCCGGAACACUCUGCCCGACAUCUUCUACGUCUUUUUCUUGUUUAUGUUCAGUGUGCUAGUAUUCUCCCUCAUGGCCUUGAAGCUUUUUGGGAAUAGGAGUCUAAAAACAGCUGAAGGAUCACCUUACUUCGAGAACAUCCUGGAGAUAGCGUUUGAGCUCUACGUGCUGGUCACUACCGCGAACAGUCCCGAUGUCAUGAUGCCCGCCUAUGACUUGAACUCGUGGAAUUCUUUGUACUUUAUAACCUACAUCAUCAUCAAUACCUAUAUCUUCAUGUCCGUCUUUCUGGCUGUCGUCUACAACAAUUACAGGAAGCACUUAAAGAAUGAGAUUCGCAAGCUGGCAUAUCUGAAACGUCACAAAAUGAUAGAGGCAUUCAACAUUCUGAAGGUCAAGGUGGGCACAGAGUUUGUGGUGACAGAGGACGUGUGGAAGCGGCUGGCAAAGGUGGUGGUGCCAGACAUCAGCAGCUCCCACCUGGAGCUCCUUCUGAGGAUCUCCGACGAGGGACAGAAGGGGCACGUGGACAAAACGAACUUUCUGCGCCUGGCUGACCUCCUCAACAUCCAGGUGGUCACUAUCAACAUCAGGAGACAUCCAUUGGAGGCCUGGCUCCCACGGGUAUACCAGUCGUCUGCAAGCCUCUUGGUCCAGAAGAUGGUCCGGCACAGGAUUUUUGUCUGGGUUUAUGAUGUCAUCAUUAUAAUAAAUGCCAUCUUCAUUGCUCAGGAAGGGAGCAUUUCCUACUCGGAAUGGCUUUUCCUUUCUCUCUAUGUUAUCGAGAUUCUCCUGAAACUGUACACAUACGAGCCCAGAGCCUAUUUCGGAAGGAAGCAGUUCUGGAACUGGUUUGACACACUGAUCAUCCUUGCAGCCCUGGUGGCCACUGUGGCCAAUGCCACCAUUCAGUCAGCAAAAACAUACAACAGUCAGCAGAUACUAGAUAUCGUCCUAAUACUGAGGAUACUCCGGCUCUUAAGGAUCAUCAUUAGCAUUCAGAGAUUCCGGGUUAUUGUGACCACUUUAAUUAACAUUGGCCCCACGAUGCUGACGUUUGGUGGACUUGUCUUUGUGGUCUACUACGUCUUUGCUAUCAUUGGGAUGGAACUGUUCCACGGCAAAGUCCAGUUCUUUGAUCCGGACUCCACCGCUCCCGAAGCGCUGGUGUGUGGGAACCCAGCCUUGCGGGACUCGGCGUUCGCCCGAGACAGGUACUGCAAGAACAACUUCAACGACCUCGCGGCCGCCUUCGUGGUGCUCAUGGAGCUCACGGUGGUUAACCAGUGGCACAUCCUUGCUGGUGGCUUUGCCCUCGUGACUCACCAGGCGGCCAAGCUGUACUUCAUCUUGUUCCACGUCGUGGUCGUCAUCCUCAUUGUUAAUAUCUUCAUAGCGUUCAUCUUGGAGGCUUUCUUUGUGGCAUAUUCAUUAGAAAAAAGUGAAGUAGAAACUGCCAUUGAGAAGAAGAUUCAAGAGCUCGGAGUAGGAGUCCAAGAGGAAGAAGUGCAAGACGGGAAGCUCAAUGAUAACAUGGAUGCCAAGGCCGGUGGCUUCAGCGGACACGAUGAAGACAACAAACGGAAGACCUUGAAAGGCCUGUACUUCAGAAUUGCAUCAAAAAAGUACAAGACCGUGGACACCUUGCUGCAGCUAAUGUUCGAGUCUGAAAUCGCUCCAGAGGAUGAAGGCCCUUCCUUGGAUGAGAUUCUCAACUUCUCCCCCAGUGACAUAUAUCCCAAGAAUCCCAAUUUUGAAAACAGUGCGUGAUCCUGGACUUGCAAGGACCCACAACUGGAAAUUAUGAUAAGCUGUCCCCACAUUUUGCUAUCUGGAGAUGCUUUUUCCGGCCCAGGCCCUUUCUGUGUUCUGAUAAGCCUGUGACUCAGCCUCGCCUGUCCCGCGUGCUCUGUGGGAUGGCACAGAAGGGCUGCCUUGGUGUGCCCCGCCUGGGGUCGUUCUUGGGUCUGGUUGUGCAAAGGAGAGAAAUAUUGAUGACGAGGUCAUGAGGGGUACUUGCCAUACACAUGUAUGUGCGGGUGUGAAGUCUUCAGUGGGUACAAAACAGCAGUUCAUUUAUUUUGAUGCAGUACUUUGCUGUUCUGUUGACCUAUGCUACACGGUUACGAAUGAAUUAUAAAUAUUUAAAUAUGGUAAAAGAGCAUAAUCUAGUACAGCAGCUAUUAAACGCAGUGCUUAUUCAAAUGAAGAAAAUGUGAUUGUGAGAAUAUAAUUGUUGCAAUUGCUUCUUUUUGUGAGGGGGUAUACUCUCCUUAAAGCGUCUUUAAUUGAGGCAUCUA